Populus nigra (black poplar) is the source of this 1314-nucleotide messenger RNA. Its product is annotated as putative transcription factor bHLH086. Gene Ontology annotation, molecular function: protein dimerization activity; DNA-binding transcription factor activity, RNA polymerase II-specific; RNA polymerase II cis-regulatory region sequence-specific DNA binding. Gene Ontology annotation, cellular component: nucleus. The record is from RefSeq and is a predicted model, not a curated record. Gene Ontology annotation, biological process: regulation of transcription by RNA polymerase II. The coding region runs from base 86 to 1078 and encodes 330 amino acids. NCBI's taxonomy places the organism in Eukaryota, Viridiplantae, Streptophyta, Magnoliopsida, Malpighiales, Salicaceae. The transcript is spliced from 5 exons.
GCUAGAGGUUGUUUUCUUUCUUCAUAUGCUAGCCUUAGCUUGAGCUAGACCAAAGUAAGUUCAAGUUCUAGUUUAUUCUCUCUCAAUGGCACUAGCCGAGGACCGUAUGGAUUCGGUUCAAACUUGCGCCCUUUAUGGAAAUGUGAUGGGGGAUCUUUCCUCUUUGGGGCCUAAUUAUGGAUUUGAUGAAGAGGGAGAUAGGAACUUUGAGAAAAAUAGUGGGCUUAUGAUCAAGAAUUUAGCUAUGAGCCCUUCUCCUCCUUCUCUUGGCAGUCCCAGCAGUGCAAAUUCUGGUGAACUAGUGUUUCAGGCUACUGACAAUCAAGUUGAGGAAGCUCAUUCUUUGAUCAACUUUAAAGGUACUGGAUUUGAUAGUAUCAUGCAUGCUAAUGGAUCUUUGAUUAGCUUUGAGCAAAGUAACAGGGUUUCUCAAACUAGUAGUCACAAAGAUGACUACUCUGCUUGGGAGGGUAAUUUGAGUUGCAAUUACCAGUGGAACCAAAUCAAUCCAAAAUGUAACGCAAAUCCUCGGUUGAUGGAAGAUCUUAAUUGCUAUCAAAGUGCAAGCAACUUCAACUCCAUAACCAACAGUGCUGAAAAGGAAAACCAUGGUGAUUGGUUAUACACUCAUGAAUCCACAAUUGUUACUGAUAGCAUUCCCGAUUCUGCAACACCAGAUGCCAGCAGCUUCCAUAAGCGUCCCAAUAUGGGAGAGAGUAUGCAGGCUUUAAAGAAGCAACGCGACAGUGCCACAAAAAAGCCGAAACCCAAGUCUGCUGGUCCAGCUAAGGAUCCACAAAGUAUUGCUGCCAAGAAUCGACGAGAGCGGAUUAGCGAGCGCCUUAAGAUGUUGCAGGAUUUAGUCCCUAACGGCUCCAAGGUUGAUUUGGUUACUAUGCUAGAGAAAGCCAUUAGUUAUGUUAAGUUUCUUCAAUUGCAAGUAAAGGUGUUGGCCACUGAUGAAUUCUGGCCAGUUCAAGGUGGUAAAGCUCCUGAUAUUUCUCAAGUAAAGGGAGCCAUUGAUGCCAUACUCUCAUCUCAGACUAAAGACAGAAAUUCAAACUCAAGCUCAAAGUGAUUGGUCCAAGAAAAUCCAAGAAGAAAAAAGAGAAGUGAUUUCCAUGUGAUUAUAUCAUGUGAAAACAAUUACUUCACAGGCAAAGAAAAAUCUUUGUUUUGGAAAUAGGCAACGCUGGAUUUUGUAGCAAAUAUUUCGUUUGUUUUCAUGUGGAGAUCUUGUAGACUUGUAAUCAAAUCUUAUUUUCAUGAUAAUGUAAUGAAAACUGUGACUGCAACCUUGCCCCAGUUUCUAAA